AUGGUUGCAUACGACAAUCCUGCAGCACUCAACACACAACUUCAAAAGUACCUAGACAUGCCCUACAACGACUACCAGUACCUCCUCUCGACCCUCUACAGCGUCUACUCGCUCCCCAACACCGUCCUGCCCUUCGUCUUUGGCUCACUCGUCGACCGAUUCGGGCCUCAAAGGGUCCUGCUUGGGCUCAGCGCCUGCGUCUGCAUCGGGCAGACAAUCUUCUCCGUCGGAGUCCAGACUCGCCAGAUCUGGAUGAUGCUCGUUGGGCGGGCCAUUUUCGGUGUCGGUGGCGAAAGCUGUGGUGUUGCCCAGGCUAGCAUAACCACCAUGCACUUCCGCCACCCUGCAAUCUUGCAGCAUCUCCCAGGAAUUUUGAGACGGGAGGCCAGCUUCAGCGAGUCGAUUCGCAGUGUCCGUUUCAAACCGGGUUAUACUCGAUCAGGUACUCGACCAUCCCUCCAUAUCGUCACAGUUCAGGACGAGCCGAAGCAGAAACCGCGAUUUCAGCAACAACGGAAACAACAUCAUGAUUCAUGGUGGGGACAGUGGGUGGCAGAUCUGGAGUUCUUCCCAUCGACCUUUUGGCUGAUCUGCGCGCUCGUAGUCCUACUCUAUGGCACGGUCGUUCCCUUCAACAACAUUGCCAGCGACUUCUUGCAAACCAAAUGGUACCACGACAACCCUCGAAAGGCUGCAGCAGUUAUGGGCAUCCCUGAUACCCUUGGGGCUAUUCUUGUUCCUGGCUUUGGAUUCAUUGUGGAUAAAUAUGGUGGGCGAGCGAGUACCCUGAUCGCUUCAGCUGCUAUUAUGGUCGUGGUCCAUACGACACUGGGUUUCACCUCGUUGAGUCCUAUCUUCGCGUUCUCUCUGCUGGCACCACCCAUCGUCGCAACCAUCCGCGUCAUUGGCGACAGUUUUAUCCCUGUCGAGAUGUUUUUUAUCGCCAUGGGUCUCUGUGGAAUCAUUGUCGGAUUCGCACUCAAGAACAUUGAUCGGCGGGAUGGUGGUGCAUUGGAGAACCCCGAAAUUCAAAUGGACGUGCCAGUGAUUGUACCACAGACAGCCGCCUCGGCAUCAACGUCGACUGUGGCUUCACCAGUACCCUCUCAGUCACGGUCGCUUUUUGGAAGGCAGAAGAAGCGACCUGCCUUGAACUGUAUCCAAACAUUAGGAUCUGGGCCUGGGUCUGGAGGCGCACUCGCAUCAGGAUCGGGAUCUCUGUGGACGCCCAAACGCUGGCAGAACAACUUGGAUGAAGGUUCAGAAGCUUUUGGAUCGCCUUGUUCAACAAAGGCGCAGGGUGGGAGUGAAGGAGGUAUCGGAGACUUCUCUCAGGACUCACCCUUAGUACCUAACAACAGUAAUUCUUUGCUCUUACCGAGGAUAACCAAGCCCAAGAAAUGGUUCGGAAAACCACUGCUGCAGAGAAGCCUGCCACGAGUUGGCAGCCCACUAUUGCAACAAUACUCGUCCAGUCCAAGGCGCUACGGAUCUUUCUCCUCGCCGUCGAUUGCGUCAACGAGGAUAGACGGAGAGUUUGAUCUGGAGGAGGGUGGCGAGGGCGGCGAGAAGCGGGCCACGGCGGUUGAGGACUACAGUGUGGCGCAACAUCCUAUCCUGUACAACCCAUUGCGCGGAAGCUCUGGCAGCUUUCGGAUCACUCGGACUGCGAAACCGAUUGCUUUUGGCGCGGGCGAGGAGUUGAUUUAUCUCAACGGUCAGGAAGUCGAGCUGGGCUACGACGAUGAUGACGUUGAGUACCAAUCUGGUUCGGAGCAGGACUAUGGGGAUGAGGAAUUUGACGGUGAGGGCGAUAACGAUGCAACUGAGCACGGGAGUGAAGUAGACGAACCGAGACGUCAUGGGGUUGAGUAUAAUAGCAACAACAACCGGGGCAACCAGGACGGGUCGACAAAGAGCGACUCGACAACCAACACCAUCGCGCCAGAUCCAGCAGAGGAGACUUAG
Messenger RNA from Linnemannia hyalina, 1968 nucleotides. The record is from the annotation of a GenBank genome assembly. Lineage: Eukaryota; Fungi; Mortierellomycota; Mortierellomycetes; Mortierellales; Mortierellaceae.